UGGCAACGUUGUUUCUCAACUUUCGUUUUCUACGUGUUGUGUGGUGCGGGUUGUGUCGUCGUGGAGAGGUGUUGAGCGUUAACUUUUUGUCCACAUUCGAAGCGUUUCCCGUCCAAGAUGCCUCGGCUAUGCCUGAACAAACUGUUAUCCAUAUCCGUCACCCUAACGUUCAUCGUUUUAUGCAGCCUAAAUUACGGACACGCCAACUAUAAAAAGAGCGCCACGCAGCUGACGCUGGGCGAGCGGGUCCAGCAGCUGACGGAGCUGAGCAAGAAGCGGCCCGUUAUCCGGCUCAACGCAGAGAAGUUCAAGCAGUAUGUGCGGGCGUCGCCGCGGAACUACUCCUUCAUCAUCAUGUUCACGGCCCUGUCCCCGCACCGGCAGUGCAGCAUUUGCAGCCAAGCCAACGAGGAGUUCCAGAUUGUGGCGAGCUCGUUCCAGUCCUUGGCCUACACCAACCGCCUCUUCUUCGGCCUGGUCGACUACGACGAGGGCCCCGAGGUCUUUGCUCAGCUGAAACAAAACUCUGCUCCCGUGUUCCUGCACUUUUCUGAGAAGGGACCCCUAAAGAAGGGAGACCAGAUGGACAUUCAGAGGAUUGGUUUUGGAGCGGACAGUAUUGCCCGAUGGAUUGCAGAACGUACUGAAGUCCAAAUCCGCAUCUUCAGGCCGCCAAGCUACUCGGGCACGAUUGCACUGGUCAUCCUGGUGGCCCUCAUCGGAGCGCUACUGUACAUGCGGAGGAACAACCUCGACUUCCUCUACAACAAGACGUCCUGGGGCAUUGCGGCGCUGUGCAUCGUGUUUGCAAUGACAUCUGGCCAGAUGUGGAACCACAUCCGUGGACCCCCGUUCAUGCACAAGACGCAGCGCGGAGUCGCCUACAUUCACAGCAGCAGCGGAGGCCAGCUGAUCGUCGAGACCUACAUCGUGAUUGCCCUCAACGUUGCUGUCGUCUUCGGCAUGAUUCUCAUGAACGACGCCGCAGAGUCGAAGGGUGACCCGAAGAAGCGCAAAAUCAUGGCUGUUGUGGGGCUACUCCUGAUGUCCGUCUUCUUCAGCUUCCUCCUCUCCAUCUUCCGCUCCAAAGCGCACGGCUACCCCUACAGUUUCCUGUUCAAGUGAGCGGUUCAGAAAAUGCCUCCCGGAUCGCUCGAAAGUCGCCGAAACGACAGCACCUUGGUUCGCUUGUCACGGGAAGAUCACUUUUGGAAGUCCUUGUCCUUUCUCUCUUCCCAGCACAUCCGUCCCCAAACCUUCCUUUCAUGUUUGUUUCACUGUACAUAGAAGUUAGGCCUUUCUAGGCCUUUUUAGGCCUAACUAGUUGAGCCUUUAUUUUUUUCAUUUUUGUUGAUACUGCUUGAAUUGUUUCGGUUCUUUUUUCAUUUUUACUUUUUCAAUAAAGGAGUCUGGAAGAAAACGAUA
Ixodes scapularis (black-legged tick) is the source of this 1425-nucleotide messenger RNA. Its product is annotated as tumor suppressor candidate 3. Gene Ontology annotation, cellular component: oligosaccharyltransferase complex. The coding region runs from base 118 to 1125 and encodes 335 amino acids. The transcript is spliced from 11 exons. The record is from RefSeq and is a predicted model, not a curated record. NCBI's taxonomy places the organism in Eukaryota, Metazoa, Arthropoda, Arachnida, Ixodida, Ixodidae.